Messenger RNA from Trichoderma virens Gv29-8, 2748 nucleotides. RefSeq lists its product as uncharacterized. The transcript is spliced from 5 exons. The record is from RefSeq and is a predicted model, not a curated record. The coding region runs from base 1 to 2748 and encodes 915 amino acids. Gene Ontology annotation, molecular function: protein binding. Lineage: Eukaryota; Fungi; Ascomycota; Sordariomycetes; Hypocreales; Hypocreaceae.
AUGCCUGACACCAAAGGCCUCUUCCAAGCAGCAUAUGAUGGAAACAUUAGCGUUUUUCGGAAAUUUCUACUGGAUGAGGAGGACAUUGAUUCAUAUCGAGACAACGACAAAAACACUCUUUUGUCAAUUGCAGCCAAAAGCGGGCACGAAGAAGUAAUAAACUUCUUACUCGCGAAACAAGCCAACAUCAACGCAAGAAACAUCAAGGGCGAAACACCGUUUUCUCAUGCUGCGGAGAAUGGCCACACAGAUGCAGUAGAGAUACUGCUGCGACAGGACAAUGUCGACUCCAAAUCCUAUGAACAGGCAGUUUCCGCGGCAGCCAAGGAAAGUCAUGAGAAUACAAUGAAAUUUCUUCUUGAAGACCUCAUUUUCUCAAGUGCAAGGGACAGAUACGGUUCAAUAGCACUAAUCUCUGCUGCAACUCAUGGUAGCAAAGCUAUUGUCGAACUGCUGCUGACGAGCGAGGGCAUCAACUUCAGCCAAGAUGCUAUUCACGAAGCAUUAAUCGGAGCUGCGGAGACUGGACAUGAUGAUAUAGUAGAAACACUGCUUGGAAGAAAUGAUGUCGAUAUAAAUGCGGCAAGCUCGACUGGAAAACUGCUAUUAAUACAAGCUGCAGAAUACGGGCAAACGGAUGUCGUGAAAAUGCUGCUUGAGAGGGACAAUACCGAUGUAAACGUACAAGGCGCAUACGGCAGAACGGCACUAGAUGCCGCCGUGAGAAGUGAGAAGAAAGAUGUGCUUGAGCUUCUAUGGGCAAGGGAAGAUCUGAACGAAAUCAACUAUCAGGGAUUGCUAUGGGUGGCUGCAGGGGAUUACUGCGAGGAUGUAAUGGAUUUUCUACUGUCCAAAGCGUGUGCUAAAUAUCCUGGUCGAACUCCUCUAUCAUUAUCCGCAGAAGCUGGCUCCAAAGAGGCAGUGCAGGCCCUUCUGAAAAGAGAUGGUGUCGAUGCAAACUUGAAGGAUGAAGACGGUCGAACACCGCUAUCAUACGCCGCCGAGAAAUCGCAUUGGACUGUGGUGCAAAUCCUAGUCCGAAAUAACGCUGAUGUAGACCUAAAGGACAACAUCGGUCGGACGCCGCUAUCAUACGCUGCAGCGAAUGAAGGUCCGAAAAUAAUAAGGUAUUUACUACAACAGAACGCCGAUAUAAACCUAAAGGAUAAUGUCGGCCGAACGCCGCUUUCAUACGCUGCAGAGAACGGACAUCAGAUCGAGGUAGAGAUACUGCUACAACACAACGCCGAUCCCAAUUUAAAGGAUAAUGACGGCAGAAUGCCGCUCUGGUGGGCUAUACAGAACAGCCAUGAAGCAUCGAUGAAACAACUCGCACCCAUUGACACUGGCACGCUGCUUUUUUUGACUCAACAUGGGGAACAGGCUGCGAUCAAGCUGCUCUUGCGCCAUAACCCAAUUGUGGACCAGAGAAACCACCGCGGACAAACAGCCUUACAUCUAGCGGUGAUUUUGGGACAUCAGGAUAUUGCAGAAACCCUCAUGUUGCAUUGCAAAGUCAACCUGAAAGAUAAUUACGGUAUGACGCCGCUUCAACUAGCCAUGCAGAGAAGAGAUGGGCAUCUUAUCCAAAGAUUACUUGAGCUCAAAGCACAUACAAAAGGGAUUAUGGCGAAAGAGUGGCGCGAUGCAUACAGGAAACGGAAUGAAGAUGUGGUCCUAUUACAUGAAGGACUUGGUGGGGAGCACUACGUUACUUUUCCUGAGACGCUCCAAGCUGGAGAAGAUCUAUUGCAUACCUCGUCUACAAUACAGAGCCGCCUGUACAUGUUGACGGACGACUUGAAUAGUCCGAUUUGGUCAAGUUUACCAAUCAAGUUAUUUGAACAAAAGAAAUUGGAGUCAAAUAAGUUACAAAUAAUUACGGAAAAGACGGAUAACAUUGUGGAUAUUUCCAUCUCAUUACAGCUAUCCAUUUACAAAUACCUCAACGACCAACAUUUGGGCAUGGAUGAUAAUAAAGUAAACAGAAUCAUGUGGAGAAUUAUACAACCGGCAAUCCCUGGCAGCCCAUGGACUUCAAUAGCGUACUUCAGCACACUGCCAUAUGGCUGGAUUCCAGAAGAUGGUGUCGAUCUAUUCCAACAAUUUUUUACCCACAUCAAAACAGAAUGGUUGGAUCUGUGUGAUAAAUUUGCUGAUUACUUGGCUAAGCGGCGACUUGAGCAACUUGAAUCCAAGGGAAAAAGGCAGGAGAUGAUAGAUUUCCUCGCAAAGGACGCGCAGAAACUGGCCAACCUUCGCACUAUUUUGGCAAACCAUACCUUGGAAGGCGAGAAGUUUAUAAAGGAUUAUUGCCUGCAUUAUAAUGCGAAUCAAUUUCCACAAGAUCUACUCGGGCUACUCAAGGACGACAUUGAACUUGGAAUAAGGAAAAGGAUCGAGGAAUUGGAUCAAACAGUCAGAGACCUCCUCAAUAUCGAAUUUGCAUGGAUUACAAUACAUGAGACGAGAGUUUCAACCAAAUUAGGACAGAAUGUAAUGCUCCUUACUUAUGUGAGCAUUUUUUAUCUCCCCUUGGGGUUCUGCGCGGCACUCUGGGCAAUCCCGAAUAUAACAGAUCCGAGCACGAGAACGCCAUUUAUUUUGACAGCAGUCAUUGUUUCUUUAAUUACUCUGAUGGUCACAUUCAACAUGGAGAAAAUAGCCGCUAUUCUGCAGCAAGGCUAUGAGUAUUAUGCUUCUCUGAGGAAAGAAAAGACAAAGAUCCAGAAUCUGAGUCUUCCUUAG